AUGAAAGCUCAAAAAGAACCAAAAGAACGUGACCGUCUUCCCUCAAUAUUUACUUUAGACGAAGGCAAGUCUUUUAGAGCUAGAAGCCGUUUAAACUCAAAUAAAGUCGAAAGUCCUCGAAAACUAAAAGCUGAAUUAGAAAAAGUGAGACGCGAAAAUGAUCAAUUGAAAAGUUCUGGUCAAGAAAUCGAUAAAGAAUUAAAUAGCUUGAUUAAAGAAAAUAAGUAUUUAGGACCAUUGGCUUUUAUAGGGUUGGCAACGUUGAUAAUUGGAUCUAUUUGUCUUUGCUUUUAUUUGUAUGAGCUAUAUUUAAAGUAUUACGUUUUAGUAGAAUCUAUUUGA
This is a messenger RNA of Diversispora eburnea, 342 nucleotides long. The record is from the annotation of a GenBank genome assembly. NCBI's taxonomy places the organism in Eukaryota, Fungi, Glomeromycota, Glomeromycetes, Diversisporales, Diversisporaceae.